UUGAGAGGGAUGAGAAAAUUUUAUAAGAACACUAGAUAUUUGAAUUCUUUAAAAUUUUCAUUAAAAAUAAUGACCUUCUAAAACUGGACAGUUGGCAAGUCAAAAUCAGUUCAAUGAACGUUUGGUUGGCCAACAUAGAUCGAGAGGAAUGAGCAGAGAAGCUUCCCUGCUUAUCUAGUAUGACCCGGCUCUCAGCUUCUUCUAAGUCUUACAUCAUGUUUUGGAAUAUCAGGUAAAAUCCCAGAAAUAUAAUUUUAAUUUUCAAAGGAAAGAAGUUUAACUACCCUCUCCUACGGAUAAUGCUAGAGCUCUCUAUUAUAGCAAACUAGGAACAAGUCCAAGAAACCCCAGAUACAGAAUUUAAAAGAUAAACUCUGUUUUUGCCCAUGGAUGACCUUGUUUUAUGUUCCCUAGGGCUUUCUUUGUUACUUCUUGCACUCUAUGGGGUUGGGAGAGUUUCCUACCCCAUUUGGUGGAAACCCAAGUGGCUAGCCAGGAAGUUGAGGCAACAGGGGAUAAGAGGCACACCCUACAAGCUCUGGGUUGGGGACAUGAAGGAGCACGUAAGGCUGAUAACUGAGGCUUGGUCCAAACCCAUUAAUCUCACCCAUCAAAUUGCGCAACGUGUUGAUCCCUUGACUCUGAAUACUGUUAGGAAAUAUGGGAAGAUAUCAAUGUAUUGGUAUGGGACAACACCGAGGUUGAUCAUUUCUGAUCCGGAACUAAUGAGAGAAGUGCUGUCUAAUAAGCUAGGUAACUUUGAGAAGCCACCAUUAAACCCGCUUGUUCCCUCGAUUGCUAAAGGGGUAACAGAAUUACAGGGGGAGAAGUGGGUUGAACACAGAAGAGUGAUCAAUCCUGCUUUCCAAUUAGAGAAACUUAAGGGGAUGAUACCAGUAUUCUCACUCAGUUGCAACAGGAUGAUAGAACAUUGGCAGGAGAUGGUCAAUGAUCAAGAAACUUGUGAAGUGGAUGUCUGGCCAGAGCUUCAGAAAAUAGCUAUGGAUAUCAUUUCACGGGUUGCAUUUGGAAGUAAUUAUGAAGAAGGAAAGAAGAUAUUUAAACUUCUGCAAGAGUCGCUGACGCUGACUUUUGAAGCUAUGCAGAUGGUGUAUAUUCCUGGUUUCAGAUUUGUUCCGACAAAGAAGAAUCGGAGGAGAUACAAAUUGGUCGCAGAGACCACAUCAAUGCUGAGAGAUUUAGUUGAGAGGAAACAGAAUGCUAUGAGAACUGGACAAUCAAGGGUUGAUGACUUGCUAAGCUUACUCUUGCAAUCUAAUGAACAGAACAUUCUUGGAAAUGCAAGUGGCAAAAAAGUUAAUGGGUUGACAAUUGAAGAGGUAAUAGAGGAAUGCAAGGUUUUCUAUCUCGCUGGCCAAGAAACAACCUCUAGCCUGUUGACAUGGACAAUGAUAGUCUUAUCUAUGCACCCAGACUGGCAAGAAAAGGCAAGGGAAGAAGUUCUACAAGUUUGUGGGAAGAGUGAACCUGAUUUUGAAGCUUUGAGUCAUCUCAAAGUUGUAACCAUGAUCCUGAAUGAAGUCCUAAGGCUAUAUCCACCAGGAAUUGCUCAACAUAGACAUACCUACAAGGAAGGCAAGAUAGGAGACAUGACCAUUCCAGCAGGAAUUGACCUUGUGCUAACCACAAUGCUCCUUCACCGUGAUCCUGAGUUAUGGGGUGAUGAUGCUGAAGAAUUCAGACCAGAGAGAUUCUCCGAAGGAAUUUCAAAGGCAUCUAAAAAUCAUUUAGCAUUCGUCCCUUUUGGUGGGGGUCAAAGAACCUGUAUUGGCCAAAACUUUGCCAUGUUAGAAGCGAAGACAGUUUUGGCUAGAAUUCUACAGCAUUUCUCUUUUGAGCUUUCACCUUCCUACGCGCAUGCUCCUUAUGCUUUUCCGUUGCUGCAGCCACAGCAUGGAGCUCAAAUCAUAAUACACCAAAUAUGAGUUAUAAGCUUUCUCACAAACAUAAUGAUUUGCAUCUCGUGAACAAUGUCUUCUUUGCAGAAAGUUAAUUUUCUCGCGUGUCAGAUUGCUGCCGUAGAGUUGUAAUCACUUCCAAUAUUGAAUUUCAGAAAUAAAUCCCAAAGAUAGUGUUCCCAGCUAAA
Molecule: messenger RNA, 2107 nt
Organism: Hevea brasiliensis (rubber tree)
Lineage: Eukaryota; Viridiplantae; Streptophyta; Magnoliopsida; Malpighiales; Euphorbiaceae
Product: cytochrome P450 CYP72A616
Exons: 5
Coding region: 387-1946 (519 amino acids)
Molecular function (GO): oxidoreductase activity, acting on paired donors, with incorporation or reduction of molecular oxygen; heme binding; monooxygenase activity
Source: RefSeq, a predicted model, not a curated record